AGUCUAACGAGAGCUUUGGCACGCGUCGCACAACUCCGGAGCAGCUUUCGUGCCGUGUGGCUUCAGCCAGUCGCGUGAGAGUGACGGAGAGGGUGGGAGAGCGUGAACGACGGCGAGGGGAACAGAGAGACAGAGCGAAGGCGAGACAGAGAGGAAGGAUAACGACGACAGGAUAACGGGGGUGGGAUCGUAAAGGAAUAGAAAGAGACAGCGAGUGGUUGGUGGCACGGCGAGGAGACUGGGUGUAUGCGUGUGGCGGACAAGUGCGGACUGAGGAGGAGAGUAAAGCAAUGUCGUGCAGAGAUGAAUGAGCGAGCAUCGGGAUGCAGUUGAUACCGUGAGAAUGAGGAAGAUCUCGGUGCCGUGGACACGGCACGCGUUGGCGCCGCCGAGGCGAAGGACAGCGAAGUCGAAAUCGGGGUGCUUAUCGUACAGAGGAAGAGGACAGAGGCGGCAGUGACCAUGGCGCCCCUGCUCGCAUGUAAACACUGCUUCAUGCUCGACGCACGCCUCCACAGCAGAGUCACUACUGGUGCUAGCAUUCCCGUGGAGAGUGAUCGUUCCCGACGCCGCAAUCGUCGCCGCUGCUCGCCGCGUUCCUAUCAGUUCGUCCCACGGGCUCGAUGAACGCCCGCCGCGACAAUCUUAUCAACGUCGCCGAGAGUAUCGCGGACGUCCAGAGACAAGACGGUAUGGACGGUAGAGGCGAGUCAUGAUCCUCGUCCUGCCGCGUCGCCGUUGUCCUCGUCCUCGUCCUCGCCGUCGUCGUGGUGGUCGACGCCGCCGCCGCCGCGCGAAACCGUGCUCCGGCCGUUUGUGUUUGUUGAUACGUCGUCGAUGCGUCGAACGUGUGUGCGCGUGCAAGACGCUGAACCGAGCGAACUUCGAGCGACGGUCAAACGUGAUUGAUGCGUGACAUCCAACUGCUACCGAACAAGUGGUAACGAGCCCGAAAAACGAACGAAUCGGGGACCCGUUCGAGUUGCGAAACACGCCGCGAAAUUCCAGUGAAUCGCGCGUGUCCGAGACGAGAAGGAGGGAACACGUAUCGCGGAAAACGUUCGAUUACGGGCCUCGAUCGGACGUCGCGUCGCGUCGUGACUCUCGUCAGAUCGUUUUCGUAGCCGGUGGUGAGAGUUCUCGAUUGCCAUGGUGUUGCACGAAGUGACGACCUUCUCCGUGGCCGAAUUCGGAAGGAACUCAACACGUCCGCGUUGCACACCGCCGUUGAUGCAUACGCACAGAAGACUGAGGUGUAUCAUCCCCCACUCCAAACAACAUAUCGCUUAUCCACCAUAAGUGGAAGAAGGUGAUGGCCCGUACCACGCGCUCGCGACGAAAAAUGGCGAACACGACUGAUGCUCCCUCGCCUGCGAGCAGCCUUUUGUCAUCCACCACGACGACCCCAUUCACCAGCCCGACAUUGACAACCUACUCUACCGAGGGCUACACCUUCAAUUAUAGCGGCCUGCCCAGCCUAGGUGGCUACUCGUUGGAGGAUCUGAAUUACACGGAACUCUUGGUGGACGUAUGGAAUAGCACCGAGGCCAGUAACGUGACCGAGAGGUUAAAUACCACUGUACUGCCAUCGGCAGGAGGCUACUGCGACGAAUGGGAGGCAGCGCAGCACAAGCUCUUCCAGGCGGCGAAUUUGUUCUUCGCAGCGGCGUUCUUGGUGCCGCGCUCAUUCAAGGCCUCAGUAUUGGCGCUACGCACGUUUCUCACGGCCGGCUUCAUGCUAGCCGCGCUCUGGGCUGGCAUCACGAUCUGCGCCCUGGACGCGAUGCUUUGGUGCCUAGCUCUCGGCCUCCUGAACGGGAUCCACUCGCUCAUACUAGCCUGUCGAUUUCUACCGCCCGCGCUCAGCCCGGAACUGGCCGAGCUCUAUCUGAAACUGUUCAAGCCGUACAAGGUCAGCAAGAAACACUUCCAGGAGCUGGCAAAGGAGGCGAGGAUAUUAAAGUUGGACUCUGGUCAGACGUACGCGACCGAGGGCGUCACGCCUGCCGAUGAACGGCUAUCGAUACUACUGCGUGGCAAAUUGAGGGUGACUUGCGACGGGACGCACCUGCAUUACAUCAAAGCUUAUCAGUUCGUGGACUCGCCGGAAUGGGAGGCCAUGCACGAGAACAUCGACGACGUCUUCCAAGUGACGAUACGCGCGGAGGAGUCGAGCACGUACAUCUGCUGGACCAGGCUGAAGUUGCUCAGGGUGCUCAGGCACAGGCCGCUGCUCAAGGUCGUCCUCAACACCCUCAUCGGUAAGGACAUUACGUCCAAGUUGUACGCCCUUAACGAGCAGCUCGCUGGUGUCGCCGCGGCCAGUGAGACAUCCUCGUCGAAUCCUUACAGGGGCGUCGCGAGAAGUCUCAGCGUCGACGCCGUAAACACUGAAACUGCCGGAAGAGUACGAUCGACGACGUGGAAGGCACAAAGGAGGCACAGCAACCCUCGUAGCGACAGGAGUUCGCCGUCCCGGUAUUCGCACCAGUACUGGGCGCCGGUGGUGGCGAAUCAUUUCCCAGCGAAUUCGCCGUUCGUCCAGGGCCAGAACCUCGGGUAUUCGUUACUGCCGCAGGGUGUUCAGUUCUCGCCACCAUCGCGGGCACCCCUCUUGUCGCACCAGCCGGUGACGAGGCAGCGUAGUGGCGGCGGCACGAGCGGCGAUUACACCCUGCUACCUCAGACACCGAAGCUCGAGAGGAAACGCUCGAAAAAGGGGGCGAGAGAG
This is a messenger RNA of Ceratina calcarata, 2731 nucleotides long. Its product is annotated as blood vessel epicardial substance-like. Gene Ontology annotation, cellular component: sarcolemma. The annotation marks the transcript as partial. Gene Ontology annotation, biological process: heart development; striated muscle cell differentiation; regulation of membrane potential. NCBI's taxonomy places the organism in Eukaryota, Metazoa, Arthropoda, Insecta, Hymenoptera, Apidae. The transcript has 6 exons. Gene Ontology annotation, molecular function: cAMP binding. The record is from RefSeq and is a predicted model, not a curated record.